Messenger RNA from Choloepus didactylus (southern two-toed sloth), 1149 nucleotides. RefSeq names its product translation initiation factor IF-2-like. The transcript is spliced from 3 exons. The record is from RefSeq and is a predicted model, not a curated record. NCBI's taxonomy places the organism in Eukaryota, Metazoa, Chordata, Mammalia, Pilosa, Megalonychidae. The coding region runs from base 1 to 1047 and encodes 348 amino acids.
AUGGCACGGCAGUCCGUCCGUCCGUCGGUCCUUCCUCUCUGCCCUGCCGGGCUAGGCCAGUGGGCGGCGGGCUGUGCCCCCAGCCCGCCUUCUCCGCCCGCGCUCGCAGCCUCUCUGCGCCGCCCGCGAGUAGCUCGCUCCAAAACAAACAAAAAAAAAGGCGAUUCCGGGAGGUGGCGUCCCGAGGAAGGAGGGAAUAGCCGAGGGGGAGCACUUCCGAGCGUCGGGACUGGGCAGGGACGGCCCGGCUCCGCCCUCCCGCGGGUCUGGGGCGCUGGAGCUGGGGCCCCCGCCUACUCCUCACUCCUUUUCGUCUUGCCGUCGCCCUCACUCGCUCGCGUUGUCCGGGAUGCGGGACGGAGGGAGGAGGCGACCCUGGAAAAAGGGGGCCGCGAACCUCCAGGACUGGUCCCCGGGGCAGCCGCACACUGCCCCCCGACCGUCCGCCCUCGCCGGGAGACACCUAUCGCCGGGAGGGGUCUGAACGCCGCGCGGGGGAGCGCGCCAGCCGCCGCCGCCUUCUCGCCUCCUGUGGUCGGUCACUGCUGCCUUUUCCGUGACGCAAGUGGAAGAAGACUCCACUCGCGAAAGUUUGCAAAGUUCGAGGUUGCUCCCCCCGGCGGGACGCGGCCGUGGCGCCGCUGCGGGAUUAUUUUCCCUAGUGGGCCCCGCGGGCGGCCUCGGCCAAGGCCAGAGGCGUCCUCACUGAAGCUUCCGAGUCCCGGGCGCCCAGCCUGGGAUCCUGGUCGCUGCUGGUCCCAGGCUCCUCGCCAGCCAGCACCGAGAGCAUCACUGCCCUCGGAGACGUCAUUCAGCGGGAGGACAAGACCCCACACCUGCAGCGACAGGGAACAAGCCCAGGCACGACCCCGUUCCGUGUUGCUUUGUGCUGCCGCUGGGGCUGGGUGUUCUGUCCUGGCAACGAGGAGAGAGCGGAGGUCCGGCCUAACUCGGCACAUAAAUUCAUCAGCCUCCCCCCAACGUGGGACAGGAUCCUUCAGAGGAAUGAGCCUUUCUGACGACGUGGGACACAGAUUCCAGGAAUGAGCCUGACCCUGGCACUGAAGAGUUGAGAAUGCCUUUUUGACCAAAAGUGGGGAAAGAAAGACAACAAAGUAAGGUUUCAGUGGCUAAGAGAAUUCAAAUAGA